Eutrema salsugineum is the source of this 252-nucleotide messenger RNA. RefSeq names its product putative defensin-like protein 66. The record is from RefSeq and is a predicted model, not a curated record. Bases 1 to 252 code for a protein of 83 amino acids. Lineage: Eukaryota; Viridiplantae; Streptophyta; Magnoliopsida; Brassicales; Brassicaceae. The transcript has 2 exons.
AUGCGUUGCUCCAAAUUGAUGGUUAUAUUCACUCUUGUUGCUAUGGCGGCCAUUUCUUGUGAUCUUUUCUCAGUUGAAAUGGGGAUUAAUGUGCAAGCUGCGGCUCCCACUUGUGGACAAGAUUGUACCGAGAAAUUCUCCAAUCAAGAUUGCUAUAAACAUUGUGUAGGAUUGUCUUAUAAAAACGGUGUUUGCAUUCUAUCCGAAGGACUUCCUCCUAAAACUUCUACAUAUCGUUGUUGUUGUUCAUAA